This is a messenger RNA of Pocillopora damicornis (cauliflower coral), 2713 nucleotides long. RefSeq lists its product as uncharacterized. NCBI's taxonomy places the organism in Eukaryota, Metazoa, Cnidaria, Anthozoa, Scleractinia, Pocilloporidae. Gene Ontology annotation, cellular component: RSF complex. Gene Ontology annotation, biological process: negative regulation of DNA-templated transcription. Gene Ontology annotation, molecular function: histone binding. The record is from RefSeq and is a predicted model, not a curated record.
CAUAGAGAACAUCAGACGACGAAGAAGAUCUAGGAAUCAGACGGUCUGGUCGCUCGAGAAAAAACGUCGACUACACUUUUAAAGAAUUCGAGGACGAUAUCACAUCGGCCGUCGAGAACGACAAAAAGAGAUUCAAAGGAGAGGAAGUUAAUGGAGAGGAAAAACAUUUGCUGUUCUCCAAACCGGCUUACGAGUCCGGAAACCUAGAGCGGUUACAUCAGCGGAACACCCGGAGAUCUCGUCGACUGAUGGAUCUUGAUUACGAAAGCGGCUCGGAGUCUCCGACGAGCGGAUACGAGUACGAAGGCAACUCGGAUGAGGAUGUUCGGAGGAAAUCCGAGGCGCUUACUGGGCUUCGAAGGACUCGAAGGAUUAUUGAUGAAGACGAUGAUGAUAAUGAUAGCAAAGACGGAGAGGAUUCAACGAGAACCGAAGGUAAGAAAGGAAAUGAACGUGACAAUGAGGAUAGUUCAAAGGAGAAAGCUGUAACUUCAGAAUCGAAAGGAAAUCGAAAGGACGAUAAGAAGUCGGACAAUGAGCGACUAAAGACGAGUGUAAACGGAGGGGAGGCCGUAAAAACAAACGUUGCGAGCUCAGGGAGCGAAGCAGAAGUUGGAGCUGUUAAUAUUCCACCUGCUCACGCGCUCCAUGGCAACAAGAUCCAUCCACACUCGAGGAUUGCAUCUGUGGCGCCAGUUGCUCGUACCCAGCCUUUGGCCGACAUCAGCAAACACAGGAAUCCCUCCGGCUACCCUCCUGAAGGCAUAUUUCCCAACCCACCAAACUUUGAAAUGUUUAAGCCACAGUUCCCUACAAAACAGGCCCCAAAUUAUGUUGGCCCCAAUUUCGGAAACGUCAAUUUAGGAACGUCAACCCUCACUGGAAAUAACUUUGCAGGAAACGGCUCGGGAACCAGAAAUAUUUCUCCCAGUAAUGUACAAGGGAUGUCUCCGGGCGGGCCCGCUUUUCCAGGGGCCCAGGGAGUUGGAGCUCCAAAUAUAAGGACAAAUUUGGGUGGACCUAAUAUGUCGGGUCCCAAUCCAACGGCACCUGGUUAUUCAAGUUCAAACGUGAACUACCCUGGAACAAAUUUAAGAGGGCAGAAUAUGUCCGGGACAAAUUUCGGAGAGACUUACGCAGGUGGACUCAACAACGUAGGUACUGCUAUAGGUGCCAACUUCGGAGGGCCAAAUUUUGGUGGAAGUAACACAACAGCAAAUGGCGUCGGCGGAGGUUUUGGUGCCCUGAAAAGUCCAACGCAGAAUAUCGCGGGCUCGUUUUGGACAGGCCAGAACAACUUUAAUAACAUGUACAACUAUUCUACACCUGGAGGGACGCCAUCUCCCGUCAGUAGUCCCCCAGGUAACCAGACUUUACCGCCACCCUACCCCGCUGCGGCCAGGUUUACGAAUUCAAGUCAGUAUGGUAACUAUAAUCAACAAUUUCAAGGGAAUUCUAACUUGCAGAACAAUUAUGUUGUACCACAACAGAGUGGAAAUUUCUCGGAUUCUAAGUUUUUUCCUGCUACCCCUCAACAGCCACCUCCCCCUUAUCCCUCGGGUAAUUCGCUGAAUGCAAACUUCUACGGGAAUAGAACACAGGAAGGUAACGUUACGGGAAACCAGUGGACGUAUCCCGAGGGUUACGGGUAUUAUCCCGGUCAAGGCAAUGCAGCGGGACAGAGCUUUUAAGAUCAUACCAACACCAUCUGUUUAGAGAGGUCGCAUGCAAUUGAAUUGGGGUGUCACAAUUUGAUAACAUGCCCUUGUGAGAAAUGCGAAAAUUUUAUCGUAGCAUCCAUUCAUAAUGCAGCACGAAGGGUCUAAACCAAGGAAUAACCAAUCUAUCCAUUCAAUCCCCUUUGAAUUAAAACAUUUUAUACUGGUCCAGUUUAAAAGUCGCUAUUCAAGCAACCACAUAGGCAGGUUUACCGGUGUGAAUGGACAACUAUAGUUCUUAGCAUGUAAUUGUUUUGUUCACGUUAAGAAAACUAGAAACAGGUUUGAAGAGGGACAAUUCACCGAAAGUAAAAUGAUGGUGGCGUUAAUUUUCCUUCAAUGCCCUUCGAGGAAUUUUUUGGCCAUUUGAAGAUUGCCUGUUAGCUCAUUGAGACUACCGUUUUGUUACGAACUUUUCCCUCGGACCGUGCUAUAUUUAACCUUCGAUAUGCUAGGUGUGAAGUCUUAGGCACUUUUCUGUGCAAUUAUGUCGGGGAAUGUUGGAGUUUUUGUGCGCAAAAAAGGGUUAUUGAUAAGCUUUUUACUCUGCUUGUUUCUUCGGUUCGGUGGUCGUCUUUUUUUAAAGGCAGAAAUUUGAAAGUUUUGGGAAUUCCAGGGGGUUGUUGAUCAGAAUGAUAAGAAACGCAAAUACAUACGCAUCAGAGAAGUUUCAGUUUAUUUGUUGAAACGUUACAAGUUAACGUUAUUUUUCUUAUUUAAGGGGGCUGGGCUAUUUUGAUGAAUUUGUCACGCAAGGUUAUACAAAGUGACAGUUAUGGUUAGCAAAGAUAAUUUUGUCACGCAGGGCUGUGCAAGCCUGAGCGAUAAAUGAAACUGAUAUAGCUGGCCAUAGUGUAGGCAAAGUGAUCUUUUUCAAGUGUUUUUACAUGCCAAAAUAUGUAUCAUAUCUCCCAUUUUUAUCCAUUUAAAACAAUCGGAAAACCAUUAUAUUCUAAAAACAGCUUUCCCUAAAGUAUGGGUUUUGUUGGAAAUGG